Molecule: messenger RNA, 3226 nt
Organism: Pseudoliparis swirei
Lineage: Eukaryota; Metazoa; Chordata; Actinopteri; Perciformes; Liparidae
Gene: sdc2
Product: syndecan 2
Exons: 5
Coding region: 308-958 (216 amino acids)
Biological process (GO): cell migration
Cellular component (GO): cell surface; membrane
Source: RefSeq, a predicted model, not a curated record
UCACAUUUACGCAUUCAAAAAAGAAAGAAGUGCCUGAAGAGAGAGAGAGAGAGAGAGAGUGAGUGAGUGAGUGAGAAGGUGAGGGGGAGGGAUAACCAAAAACGCAACACGUAUCCGGUGGGAUCCCACUCCUGAGAGAGAGAGAGAGAGAGAGGGAGGGAGAGAAAGAGAGAGAGAGAGCAGCGGCAGGAGUUGGAGCCUAGGGUGCGAAUAAAGCGAGAAGGGAAGACUAAGAGAAGGAGGGAGGAAACAUUAUUUUGGACAUUUCGCUCGCAACGACGCGGUUUUCAAUUAACACAGAGGAAUAAUGAGGAACGUGUGGAUACUUUUGACCCUCGGGCUGGCCGUCUUCCUCUCCGGGGAGCGGAUAGCAGACGCAGCCAAGACCUCUCAGGUGGACGACUUGUACCUGGACGACGCAGGAUCAGGAGGGUACUACCCCGAAGACGACGAUGACUUCAACUCAGGGUCUGGCUCAGGUGGCGGUGAAGAGGUGGUGGUGGUGGAGGAGGCGGUGACUGUCAGCAUGGUUUACAUCCAGCCCAAAGCGGCGGUACCCACCCAGGACGCCACCAAAGAUUUCACGCCCAGGGUGGAGGAGGCCACGGUCCGAGAAAAGGCCAAGGAGAAGGAGAGCACGCCCAGGAAACCCGUCAGAACAGAGGCCCUGGUGCCGGUCACUGAGGACAUGCAGAGGAACCAGGUGACCAGUACGACGAGUGCCCCCGGCUCCCCCCAGGAGCCCAUCGAGGUCCGCACUGAGAACCUCUUCCAGCGGACGGAGGUGUUGGCAGCUGUGAUUGCAGGCGGCGUGAUCGGCUUCCUGUUCGCCAUCUUCCUCAUCCUCCUCCUGGUGUACCGCAUGAGGAAGAAGGACGAGGGCAGCUACGACCUGGGGGAGAGGAAAGCCUCCGGCUCCGCCUACCAGAAGGCCCCCACCAAGGAGUUCUAUGCAUAAAAGCAUCGCGCCCGUCGGAUCGGCCAAUCGCGAGUGACCGUGAAACAUCGCCACGGCAACGGAGGAACAACGACAAAAUGUUUUUUUCAAGUUGAUUAAGGGGAAAAAAUAAAAUAGCAUAAAGGAAAAGCUUUUGCAUAGAGUAUUGUAAUUAAGACCUUUUCUUUCUUCUUUAAAAACGGAAAAAAACGUGAAAAAAGGAAAACCAAGCAUUUCUCAUUCUAUGGCGAAUCUCAGUGUAUUUAAACAUUUUGUGUAUUAUUUUUGAAAAGGCUGAAAAAAUUGAAAAAACGGGAUCCGUAACGGCGAGGAAACCCUUGGCAUCCGUCUUCUGAGCGGUUUCUGGUCGCUGACCACGUCUAACUGUAGCCGUAUGUUACCUGUAAAGAAAAAACAAACAAUUUAAAAGUGGAAAUAAUUGAAUAUAAUUAUUCUGUCUCAACCCUACUUUCAUUUUUUAUUUGUAUUUUUGUCCUAGCAUGUCUGUUGUUGAUCUCUAAAGGUGUAUUACAUUAAUUUAUCUUUUUUCUCUGAUGUAAAAAAAAAAAAAAAGAAGCCUUUUUUGUAGUUUUGAUGAAGCUCUCCGGUCUUCAUAUUAACGCUGGUAACGGUCGGUGCAAAUGUUCCCUUCAGGUUACAAUGUUUAUUAUUUGCUCUGGCGUCAGUUUCCUCGUCAGCGCUUCAUUAUACCCCGUUUAUCUGUUUGUUCUCUUCUCAUUGUAGCCUUUUUCCUCUCCUUUUUGUUUUCGACAGCGUUUUUUUAUUGACACACCAGGAACAGGUCUUAAAAAGCGAAGAAAUAAAACAGGGGAGAAAAGAUAAGCGCGUCAGGGCUGGAGAAGAAGAAAAACAAAACCACACAUUUUCGCUUUUCUGUUUGAUUUGUAGCCGAACUUCUCUUCUAUUUAAACGCGUUUCUUUUCUUCUCCUCCACGUUGCACAUUCGCUGCUUUCUGCUUCCUCUCCGCGGAUUUAGGUCCUUUUUAGCCCACCGGCCCCUCCCCCCUCCCCCACAUGUGCCCCCUUGAGUUUAGUGACCCAAACUCUGCUUGCACCCUCUCUAACCCCCCCCCCCACUCCCUCGCUCUUCUUAAUCAGAUCGGAGCACGGUCAGUCGAGUUGUCAACUCUCUCUCUCUCUUUCUGUUUUGUUUUUUACUCAACGGGGGCCACAAGCGCAGCCGGGCUGUUUAUAGUCCCCGUCCCGGUGUUGAUGCUCGAGGCCCUCUUUAAGAUCUGCUCAGCCUGAAGGCCCCCGCUACUGCACCGGCCCCCCACAUGCAGAGCACAUACCUCUGCAGCAAACAUCCCCUCCCCCGGUAGGAACCCAUCUUCUCUCGGAGGGAUUGAUAAACCCGGAGAGUCUACGGCUCCAGUGUUGCUCGUGAACGCUCUGUCGGCGAGACGCUCGCGCUGAGGGCCACUCGGCGUUUGUGCGGUCGGUGGAGGCGUCUCAGAAGAGCCCCCCCCGCCUCUCCCGUUGAGAGAGGACGCUGUUCGCCGGGUCUAAAAGCGGAGCGUGGAGCCCAGCGGAGCUGCACCCAAUGGGAACGCGGCUCGCGGCCACGUGACCUCCUCUUCUUCUUUUCUUACGUUACGUCGACACAAACUCGCGGGAGUUUUGUUUCGCGAAGUUGCCUUUUUAUUUGUCUUCUUUGUUUCGCUGUCCAUGUGAAGUAGAUCCAGCUUCACACGGUCCGAACUCCUAACACCGCCCACCACAAGCUGUACGUCCGCCAUCCUUCACGGUUCUCUCAAUCUGCCCCCGGGCCCGAUGUUGACCCUCUUCGCCCGCUCUCGUCAUAAAGCGCCUCUCGGUCCUGAACUAUACUGAACAACCCAAAGACUCACAGUAUUUCUACUCUCAGACCACCCCCCCCCCCUCCACCAGGCCACAUCAUGUUGUUUCCUCGUUCUCUCUUUUCUCGUCACUCAUUUAGUUUCUUUUCUUUUCUCUCUUCUCUCGUUUAGAGACCUGACCUUUUGAGUCCGACUGCUUAUUGGUAUAUGAAAAGAUAUAUAAAUAUAUAUAAAUGUAUAUUCACAAAUGUUUUAAACCUUCAAAGUGCCUACCAUUUGGACAUGUAGUAGCUGGAGGUGAGCGCGAGGCGGCUGCGCACACGACGGAGGGGUGUGAACGACUUGGCUGGCAUUCUGUGAGCACGGAUGACUGUAAUGGUAACUUUUUUUUAGUCUUACAAAAGCUGACAGUAUUGUACCUAUAAGUUGAAACAACACUACUGAAUAAACAUUGUGGCCUAAUAUCCAA